UAUCUGACGACUCCCCGAAACCAUCAGCAAUCAAAGUCUGCAGCAGACUCCCCGCUGUUCAAACUUCCCGUUCUUCUACCCUUCACUCCCCAAAUAUCAAGCCAAAAUCAAGUAAAUUGAAACGAAAAAUAAAAAUAAAAAUACAAUUCCACAGAAACCCUUCUCUGGAGAGAGAUCAUCAAAACCCUAGAAUCACUUCUCGAUUCUUAGAGAGAGAGAGAGAGAAAGAGGGAGGGAGGUAGUAGUAUGCCUUUGAAGAACAUCGUUCGAGACGUUAGAGAUGGAAUCGGGAGCUUUUCCAGGCGAAGCAGCUUCGAGUGGAGGAGAGACCGAUCCGCGCCGGCAUCGGCAUCGAGCAUCUCUUUCGAUUUCGAUCCCGAGGACUUCAGUGGCGAGCAAAGCUGCUGGGCGAGCCUCCCACCGGAGCUGCUGAGAGACGUAAUGAAGCGGGUGGACGCCAGUGAGAGCGUUUGGCCAGCGAGGAAGCACGUUGUGGCGUGCGCCGCGGUGUGCCAGUCGUGGCGCCACAUGUGUAAGGAGAUUGUCAGCACGCCUGAGAUCAGCGCCCAGCUCACAUUCCCUGUCUCUCUCAAGCAGUCUGGACCUCGGACUGGGCCGAUUCAAUGCUAUAUCAAGAGGAAUAAGGCGACUUCCACUUACCAACUCUACUUGGGCCUUAAUCCUGAGACCGGUAAAUUUCUUCUUGCUGCGCGAAAGGUGAGGCGGCCUACUCAUGCAGAGUACAUCAUAUCAUUGGAUGCGGAAGACAUCUCCAGAAACAGUGUCAGCUACAUUGGAAAGUUGAGGUCAAACUUUCUCGGUACCAAGUUUGCCAUCUAUGACAGCCAACCCCCUUACCGUGGGGCUGUGACAUCAACAGGCCGUUCCAGCCGGCGAUUCUACAGCCGGAAAGUCUCACCCAAGCUGCCAUCAGGCAGCUACGGCAUUGCCCACAUUGCCUACGAGCUCAACAUGCUCGGCACCCGGGGCCCGCGCCGCAUGCGCUGCACCAUGCACUCCAUUCCUGCCUCUGCUCUCGAGUCUGAUGGUAUUGUUCCAAGCUACUCCAACUUCCCUCGCUCCUUGGACGACUCCUUUUCUGGCAUCUCUCUUUCUCAGUCCUUGGACCACAUUGCUGGAGAUCUCAAAUCAGUCAGCUCAUCCAGAUUCUCCGGCAGCACCCGGUUCACGGAAGUCUUGGUCGAUGUAUUUGGAAAGGAGGAGCCACUCAUCCUGAAGAACAAGCCUCCGAGGUGGCAUGAGCAGCUCCAGUGCUGGUGCCUAAAUUUCCGUGGACGGGUGACAGUCGCUUCAGUGAAGAACUUCCAGCUGAUUGCCUCUUCUGGGGAAUCAGCAGACAGUGCCAGGGCUGGAACUUCUCAGGCAGGGUCCAGUGAGCAUGAUAAGAUCAUCCUCCAGUUUGGAAAGAUAGGCAAGGAUUUGUUUACAAUGGAUUAUCGCUACCCAUUGUCUGCCUUUCAGGCAUUUGGUAUAUGCCUUAGCAGCUUUGAUACCAAACUGGCCUGUGAAUGAGAUAGGGACAAGUUGUAGUGGUACUAUAGGAUGUUGCUGCUUUCAUUGUUGUUGUCACUGUUGCUGUUGUGUAUGAUUGAUAAAAGGUCUGUUAAUUUAUGUUAGGGAUUGGCUGGCUGCCACAGUGAUGGGACAUAGUACACUGUUGCAGCAGUCAGUGAAAUGGCUUUGAUGAAAUCUUGUAACAGCUAAAUGAUGUAAUCUUUGCUGUAAGAUGGUGAAAUGGUUGUUAUCUCGUCUGCUUUUUGAAA
Molecule: messenger RNA, 1784 nt
Organism: Magnolia sinica
Lineage: Eukaryota; Viridiplantae; Streptophyta; Magnoliopsida; Magnoliales; Magnoliaceae
Product: tubby-like F-box protein 8
Exons: 4
Coding region: 247-1533 (428 amino acids)
Molecular function (GO): protein binding
Source: RefSeq, a predicted model, not a curated record